Messenger RNA from Cololabis saira (Pacific saury), 1391 nucleotides. RefSeq names its product transcription factor A, mitochondrial (gene tfam). Gene Ontology annotation, molecular function: transcription cis-regulatory region binding. The record is from RefSeq and is a predicted model, not a curated record. NCBI's taxonomy places the organism in Eukaryota, Metazoa, Chordata, Actinopteri, Beloniformes, Belonidae. The coding region runs from base 228 to 1193 and encodes 321 amino acids. The transcript is spliced from 7 exons.
GAGCGUUUACCCAGAAUGCAGCGCGGCAGCGAAGGCGCCUUGAGUGGCUGGUGGAUGUGAAGCUGCAGGAGCAGUUUAGACCCUCAAACCCCCUUAAAAACCCCUCCAGGACCGGACCCGGGACCUGCAUGAGCCCGGACACCUUUACCCCGACCCUCCGGCCCGGUUCACGCCCUUAAACCCCCACUUUUACCCCGUUAAAGCUCUUUAAACCCGUUAAAGCGAACAUGGCUCCGGCAGCGCUGCUGGCGAGGUCGUUGUGCGCGCUCUCGUGCAGAAGCGCGCUCACGAGCUGCACCGGCAUCUUCUCCAGACUGACCGCCGGCCCGGUCCAGUUCCAGUUCCAGUUCCUGACCCCCCAGACCUCCGUCCAGUUCCUGACCCCCCAGACCUCCGUCCCGGUCCAGUUCUUGACCUCCCAGACCGCCGGGCCCCCCAAGAGACCCCUGAACGGCUACAUGAGAUACGUCCUGCAGCAGAAACCCUCGGUGAUGAGAGAGAACCCAGACAUCAAGGUGGUGGACAUCAUCAGGAAGAUCGCUCACCAGUGGAGGCUGCUGAGUCCUGAACAGAAACAGCCCUUCCAGGACGCCUCCCUCCGGGAACGGGAGCGGUUCAAGCUGGACCUGCAGCGGUACCAGGCCCAGCUGAGUCCAGACCAGAUCCUGCAGCAGAACCAGGAGAGGAGACGGAGGCUGGAGAAGAGGAGGAACAUCCGGAAGAAGAGGGAACUGAGCAGCUUAGGGAAACCCAAACGACCCCGAUCAGCGUUCAACAUCUACAUGUCGGAGCAUUUUGAGGAGGCUCGAGGAUCCAGUACCCAGGGGAAGAUGAAGUCGCUGAUGGAGGACUGGAGGAACCUGUUCAGCCACCAGAAGAAGGUUUACACACAACUGGCCGAGGACGACAAGAUCCGCUACAAGAACGAGAUGAAGUCGUGGGAGGAGCACAUGCUGGAGAUCGGGCGGGAGGACCUGGUCCGGGAAAAGAGCCGAGUUCACAAGAAACCCGCCGCCGCCGCGACGCGGGCGGCCAAGAAGAAGCCAAAGAGCGCCGCGGCUACAGCCGUGAAAAAGAGCGCGGCUACAGCCGUGAAAAAGAGCGCCGCCGCCGCGCGGACGACGAAAGCUACCGGCAAGAAAAGUAGCUCCGCAAAGACUAGCGCCGCUAAAGGCUCCACGAAGAAGUCAUAAGAUCUGGACGGAUGAUACUCGUAUCCGAGGAAAGAUCAGCGUUUCUUCAGUGUUUUUUAUUUUCUGCAGAUUCAGAGUUCGGAAAAAGCUCAGACGGUUAAAGAAAAAAGACGGUUUCUCGGUUUCUCAGUGUCGGUGCUUCACUGUGGAUCUUCUGUAGUAGUUGACGAUCAAUAAACCCUGAGAUGAAGCUUUUCA